CCUCCCAGUAUUAGCAACCUAGUGAGAGAGAGAGAGAGAGAGAGAGAGAGAGAGAGAGAGAGAGAGAGAAUAAUGCAAUGGAGGAUUUUCCUUCUGGCUCUACACCGCCUUCUCUCUCGACCCAGCUUCUCUGUCUAGAAACUGAAACUUGCUUGAACGAAGCAGACGAAGAAGAAACCUUCGUUUGCUCUGCUCCAGGCAUUGAGGAAGAUGAGUACGUGCAAAUGUUGCUUCGUAGAGAGAUCAAUGGCGGAGAAUCUGAACCUCCGCGGGUGUCGAUCGACGACUGGAUUAAGUGUGCUCGAUUAGAUGCCAUCUUAUGGAUUCUCAAAUUUUUGAAAAUCUUAAUCCAGACUAGAGAGUUGUUCGGGUUCCGAUUCCAAACGGCGUACUUGUCAGUGGCGUAUUUGGAUCGGUUCCUUUCAAGGCGAAUCAUCGAUAGCGAAAAAUGCUGGGCGAUUCGGUUACUCUCGUUGUCAUGUUUGUCAUUGGCGGCAAAGAUGGAGGAAUGCAGAGUCCCGGGACUAGCAGAGUUUCAGGUGGAGGAAUUCAACUUCGGUAGCAAAGUGAUUCAGAGAAUGGAGCUUCUGGUGUUGAACACGUUGGAGUGGAGGAUGAAUUCAGUCACUCCUUUUGCUUAUGUUCACUAUUUCACCAAAAAGCUAAGCAAAGCUCACACCCCACCAAAGAAUACAAUGUCCAAAGCUGUACAAGUAAUCUUAGCCAUGAUGAGAGACGUAAAUUUGAUGGAUCAUCGACCUUCAGUCAUUGCCGGGGCAGCCACAUUGGUGGCAUUGGAUCGAAAAUUAACAAAACAGACUUUGGAGCUUGAGAUCAAUUCCUUGUCUCCAAAUGUGUUUUCUGAAAUUGAGGAUUUGUUUUCUUGCUAUAAUCGAAUGCAAGAACUGGACAUGGGGGAAGCGACAACACCCGAGUCCCCGAUCCGACUGAGAGGCAUGGAUGCUUGUGAAAAUUCUUCUGUUAUUUCUGCACUUACCACUAAGAGAAAGAUGCUUACAUUCAGUGAUUCUGACCAAAAUUGCGGCAUUCCGGACGAGAAGCGACAGAGAUAGAGGAAAACCGUCCGAGUUUAUUGAUAUAAUGAUUGGUUUAAUAUUUUUUCAUUACUUCUAUGAUUCCAACAGAUGGUUUGGGUGGCUCUUUCUCAAAGCAGAGGAGAGCAAAGAGAGAAAUAAAAAGCAAAACAGCUUUGGGCUGCAAGAAAAUAUAUAUAACAGUUUUAAGUCCAAAUCUCAAAACUGUUUUUAAGAUAGGACUUUGAAAGCUGUUAUUAGUACAACCACCAUUCUUAGUUUUGGUUCAUUUGUUAAAAUUUGUUUCAUUGUUUUCAUUCAAUCUUUUCUUGCUUUUUUUCUCUCUUUUUUGGUUUCAUAAUAUGUCCUUGUGACACCCUAGCUUUUGAUGAUGGGUGUGCUUGGAAUGCUUUCAUGAGUCUUUCUGAAAGGAAUGGGGGAGCUGUCUUUGUGAUUUGAUGCAUCUGUGUUGCAUGGUCUGGCCAUCAAAAAAAGAUUGUAAAGUUUUGUGAGAAUAGUAUAUGUUUGUGAGUCUGGGACUUUGGGGUUGCCUUUAAAGUGGGCCCUGCUCUUUUUCCUGUGCAAGUGAGAAAAGCCAUUGUCUGGUAUUGAGGGGUCAUGAAAAAGUUGAAAACCAAGACAUUUUGUGGAAUCAAUAGGAAUCUCUGUAUUGGAUUGGAUUGGUUUUUAUGUGCUGAUUCAUACAGUAUGUUUUACUAGAUUUCAGUUUUGUAACAAAUUCAAUAUUCAAACAGGGGCAUAACUGCAUGAUAUUUGGAAAUUUCUUCGGAAGUGACAACAAUUGCUCUCACAGUGAACUUGAGGACACCUAACAAAGGAUUUCGGGAAUCGAAACACCGGAAAAAAAGAGUACAAAUACCAUUGCAAAGAACAUUAAUAUAUGGAUUACGUUCUUAGAUUAGCGUCGUCGGUCCUAUCAUUAUGUUUACAUGGGAUCGAACUUACACAAAUCUGAUAAAAAGAAUAAUGACAACUGUCUACAAUAGGAGUAUCAGAAUUCACCUUCCGUGGAAAAGGUUUCCAGUUGGUAGACUAAUUUUCAACGCCAAAAACUUUGCACUAAACUCCACUUGACAAGAGGGAAGAGGCAGACCUUCCUUUACAUCAUCUUUUUGACAGCAUUACAAGACAUGGGCAAGAUCAGGGGUGAGU
This is a messenger RNA of Rhododendron vialii, 2207 nucleotides long. RefSeq names its product cyclin-D5-1-like. Gene Ontology annotation, biological process: mitotic cell cycle phase transition; regulation of cyclin-dependent protein serine/threonine kinase activity. The transcript has 5 exons. Gene Ontology annotation, cellular component: cytoplasm; nucleus; cyclin-dependent protein kinase holoenzyme complex. NCBI's taxonomy places the organism in Eukaryota, Viridiplantae, Streptophyta, Magnoliopsida, Ericales, Ericaceae. Gene Ontology annotation, molecular function: cyclin-dependent protein serine/threonine kinase regulator activity. The coding region runs from base 78 to 1073 and encodes 331 amino acids. The record is from RefSeq and is a predicted model, not a curated record.